Drosophila willistoni is the source of this 5715-nucleotide messenger RNA. RefSeq lists its product as uncharacterized. The transcript has 14 exons. The coding region runs from base 102 to 5654 and encodes 1850 amino acids. Gene Ontology annotation, cellular component: cytoskeleton. NCBI's taxonomy places the organism in Eukaryota, Metazoa, Arthropoda, Insecta, Diptera, Drosophilidae. The record is from RefSeq and is a predicted model, not a curated record.
GAUUAUUAGGUUACCUAUAUAUGUUUUUCAUAGCAAAUCUAAUCAAAUUUGAGUGUAUAUAGAGCAACAAUUUACAUAGAAUAUCGAAAAACCGCCACAAGAUGACUAAGAAGGUAUUUUUCACCAAGACAAAGGUUCAACCCUCCAACCGGGGUCCUUGUGCACGUGUACGUAUCAUCCGAUCUCUAACCAUGGGUGGAAAUAUUGAGCAACGUCCAUGGACGCCCACAGUGCGUACGGGUAAGAUAGCCGCUGAGACUAGCAAUCCAGGACCGGCUAUAGUACAAUUACCCACAUUGAUUGGAAGCAAAGUUCCUGAUUCAAAGAAGAAAGGUGCCCCAUCAUAUUCAUUUGGACAGAAAUUGUACAACAAGUAUGAUACAUUUGGUCCGGGUCCAGCACAAUAUAAUGUAACUGGAUUGCGGUCAAAGGGCAAAGAUUAUCCACGGGCAGCCACUUUACAGAGUCGGCCGAAGGAAAUGAGUCGCUUCUCAAAUCCCGGACCCGGGGAAUAUGAUGUAGUGCACGCUGCAAAGGCUGUUAUCGAUGCAACACCAAAAUAUACUUUUGGCCAGAAGCCUGCCAAUGCUAAGUUCAGUCUAAUACCAGGACCUAACCAUUAUCAAGUGGUGCCACUUGAUGUCAUUAGGCCGCGAGCGCCACGUUAUUCCUGUCGCAUUAAGGUUAAGGUUUACAUUGUUGAAAAUCCAGCGCCGAAUAGCUAUUGCCCUGAAAAGGUCACGCAAUCAAAAAAGAAUGCGCCACGUUACACAUUUGGUAGACGAACUAAAAUCCAACACGAUCAGGGCACACCAGCUCCUGGUGCCUAUUGCCCUGAGAAAGUGAAGCUGAACAAGACACCAGAGUUCAGUUUCGGCAUCAAGCAUCACGAACUUAGGCCAGACUAUACACCAGCCCCGGGCACGUAUAAACCGGAGCAGGUAGUACUAGAACAUACACCCGCUUAUAGUUUUGGUCUGAAGACAAAGCAUACACAGAUAAGUGUCACACCAGCACCCGGUGCCUACAGCCCCGAAAAGUCCAAAUUACACACAACACCUGCUUACAGUAUGAGUGGUAAGGCGUCUCACGAUGUAGUCGAUUGUACGCCUGCACCCGGCGCAUACGAGCCCGAGAAAUGUCUACUAUACAAGACACCCGCCUAUACAUUUGGACAGCGGGUAACUGUCACUAGUUCGAAUGACACUCCUGCACCUGGCACAUAUCAGCCCGAAAAGGUGCGACUGGACUUUACCCCCGCAUACACGUUGUCGGGGCGUCAUGAACUCAAGUCCAUCAACGAAACACCAGCGCCCGGGUCGUAUGCUCCGGAAAAGUACCGAAGUGAUCGCACCCCAGCGUUCACGUUCGGCGGUAAGCAUGAGCAGAAAACAGACAUCUCUACUCCGGCACCAGGCGACUACUGUCCCGAAAAAGUACGGCACGAUCACAAUCCUGCUUUCUCAUUUGCCGGUCGCCAUGACCUACAUAAAUCAAACGACUCUCCAGCACCGGGAACCUACGAAACGGAAAAAGUGCGACUAGAUCAUAAUCCAGCCUUUUCGUUUGCUGGUCGCCACGACCUUCACAAAGCUAGUGACACCCCCGCUCCAGGUGCUUACUCUCCCGAAAAGGUUAGACAAGAUCACAAUCCUGCCUUCUCAAUGGCUGGCAAACACAACCCAACUGUUUCAAGUGACACACCAGCUCCUGGAGACUAUUGUCCCGAAAAGGUUCGUUUAGAUCACACACCCGCCUACAGCUUUGGAAGCAAAAACGAUCCUAAAAUAGAUAGUAACACACCUGCUCCUGGAGACUACCAUCCAGAAAAAGUCAGGCUUGACAACACCCCCGCGUUUUCGUUUGCUGGUCGUCACGACCUUCACAAAGCUAGUGACACCCCCGCUCCAGGUGCUUACUCUCCCGAAAAGGUUAGACAAGAUCACAAUCCUGCUUUCUCAAUGGCUGGCAAACACAACCCAACUGUUUCAAGUGACACACCAGCUCCUGGAGACUAUUGUCCCGAAAAGGUUCGUUUAGAUCACACACCCGCCUACAGCUUUGGAAGCAAAAACGAUCCUAAAAUAGAUAGUAACACACCUGCUCCUGGAGACUACCAUCCAGAAAAAGUCAGGCUUGACAACACCCCCGCGUUUUCGUUUGCUGGUCGUCACGACCUACACAAAGCUAGUGACACCCCCGCUCCAGGAGCUUACUCUCCUGAAAAGGUUAGACAAGAUCACAAUCCUGCUUUCUCAAUGGCUGGCAAACACAACCCAACUGUUUCAAGUGACACACCAGCUCCUGGAGACUAUUGUCCUGAAAAGGUUCGUUUAGAUCACACACCCGCCUACAGCUUUGGAAGCAAGAACGAUCCUAAAGUAGAUAGUAACACACCUGCUCCUGGAGACUACCAUCCAGAAAAAGUCAGGCUUGACUACACUCCCGUGUUUUCGUUUGCUGGUCGCCACGACCUUCACAAAGCUAGUGACACCCCCGCUCCAGGUGCUUACUCUCCCGAAAAGGUUAGACAAGAUCACAAUCCUGCCUUUUCAAUGGCUGGCAAACACAAUCCAACUGUUUCAAGUGACACACCAGCUCCUGGAGACUAUUGUCCCGAAAAGGUUCGUUUAGAUCACACACCCGCCUACAGCUUUGGAAGCAAAAACGAUCCUAAAGUAGAUAGUAACACACCUGCUCCUGGAGACUACCAUCCAGAAAAAGUCAGGCUUGACCACACUCCCUCGUUUUCGUUUGCUGGUCGUCACGACCUUCACAAAGCUAAUGACAUCCCCGCUCCAGGUGCUUACUCUCCCGAAAAGGUUAGACAAGAUCACAAUCCUGCCUUUUCAAUGGCUGGCAAACACAAUCCAACUGUUUCAAAUGACACACCAGCUCCUGGAGACUAUUGUCCCGAAAAGGUUCGUUUAGAUCACACACCCGCCUACAGCUUUGGAAGCAAGAACGAUCCUAAAGUAGAUAGUAACACACCUGCUCCUGGAGACUACCAUCCAGAAAAAGUCAGGCUUGACCACACUCCCGCGUUUUCGUUUGCUGGUCGCCACGACCUUCACAAAGCUAGUGACACCCCCGCUCCAGGUGCUUACUCUCCCGAAAAGGUUAGACAAGAUCACAAUCCUGCCUUCUCAAUGGCUGGCAAACACAAUCCAACUGUUUCAAGUGACACACCAGCUCCUGGAGACUAUUGUCCCGAAAAGGUUCGUUUAGAUCACACACCCGCCUACAGCUUUGGAAGCAAAAACGAUCCUAAAGUAGAUAGUAACACACCUGCUCCUGGAGACUACCAUCCAGAAAAAGUCAGGCUUGACCACACUCCCUCGUUUUCGUUUGCUGGUCGUCACGACCUUCACAAAGCUAGUGACACCCCCGCUCCAGGUGCUUACUCUCCCGAAAAGGUUAGACAAGAUCACAAUCCUGCCUUUUCAAUGGCUGGCAAACACAAUCCAACUGUUUCAAAUGACACACCAGCUCCUGGAGACUAUUGUCCCGAAAAGGUUCGUUUAGAUCACACACCCGCCUACAGCUUUGGAAGCAAGAACGAUCCUAAAGUAGAUAGUAACACACCUGCUCCUGGAGACUACCAUCCAGAAAAAGUCAGGCUUGACCACACUCCCGCGUUUUCGUUUGCUGGUCGUCACGACCUUCACAAAGCUAGUGACACCCCCGCUCCAGGUGCUUACUCUCCCGAAAAGGUUAGACAAGAUCACAAUCCUGCCUUUUCAAUGGCUGGCAAACACAAUCCAACUGUUUCAAGUGACACACCAGCUCCUGGAGACUAUUGUCCCGAAAAGGUUCGUUUAGAUCACACACCCGCCUACAGCUUUGGAAGCAAGAACGAUCCUAAAGUAGAUAGUAACACACCUGCUCCUGGAGACUACCAUCCAGAAAAAGUCAGGCUUGACCACACUCCCGCGUUUUCGUUUGCUGGUCGUCACGACCUUCACAAAGCUAGUGACACCCCCGCUCCAGGUGCUUACUCUCCCGAAAAGGUUAGACAAGAUCACAAUCCUGCCUUUUCAAUGGCUGGCAAACACAAUCGAACUGUUUCAAGUGACACACCAGCUCCUGGAGACUAUUGUCCCGAAAAGGUUCGUUUAGAUCACACACCCGCCUACAGCUUUGGAAGCAAGAACGAUCCUAAAGUAGAUAGUAACACACCUGCUCCUGGAGACUACCAUCCAGAAAAAGUCAGGCUUGACCACACUCCCGCGUUUUCGUUUGCUGGUCGUCACGACCUUCACAAAGCUAGUGACACCCCCGCUCCAGGUGCUUACUCUCCCGAAAAGGUUAGACAAGAUCACAAUCCUGCCUUCUCAAUGGCUGGCAAACACAAUCCAACUGUUUCAAGUGACACACCAGCUCCUGGAGACUAUUGUCCCGAAAAGGUUCGUUUAGAUCACGCACCCGCCUACACCUUUGGAAGCAAAAACGAUCCUAAAAUAGAUAGUAACACACCUGCUCCUGGAGACUACCAUCCAGAAAAAGUCAGGCUGGACCACACUCCCGCGUUUUCGUUUGCUGGUCGUCACGACCUUCACAAAGCUAGUGACACCCCCGCUCCAGGAGCUUACUCUCCUGAAAAGGUUAGACAAGAUCACAAUCCUGCCUUCUCAAUGGCUGGCAAGCACAAUUUGAAAAUUUUGAAUGGUACUCCCGCUCCUGGUGAUUACUGCCCCGAAAAGGUACGACUGGAUCACACACCCGCUUAUAGCUUUGGUGGCAAAUAUGACCCCAAGGUGGAAAAUCAUCAUCCAGCGCCAUGCGACUAUUCCCCAGAGAAAGUUCGCCUCGACCAUACACCUGCUUACACAAUUACAGGUCGUACUGUUGUCGAGCAGUUGAGCGAGACACCAGCGCCCUGCGACUAUCGUCCUGAGCACUGUCAACUGGACAGCACUCCAGCAUUUACUUUUGGAAUGAAGUUGAAAAGGGAGCGAUUCAGUGAUACACCAGCACCCACUGCAUAUGAACCGGAAAAGCACACUACACAGUAUUCACCAGCUUACACGUUUGGAACAAAAUCUGAGAUUAGGGUUUCCACUGAUGCACCAGCUCCUGGACAUUAUCAUCCUGAGCAAUGUAAAGUUGAUAGUUCCCCGGCUUACAGUUUCGGAUUGAAGACAUUACCAAUGCCACAAAUUCCAGAACCAAAAGGCGCUUACAUUGAAGAUCGUAUCUUGCAAAGACGCGAGCGACGCUUAGCCAGUCCUGUACGUCAAAAUGGAGAGAACAAUCACACAACCACCACUACCACUACUAUCACUACAACAACUGUUAAACAGGACGAUGUGAAGCCGGCUUUAGGAAAGCAGGUGAAUGGUAUUAGCACAAAUCACACCCACAGCCACAUAAAGAUCGCACCAAUAACUAAUGGCGAUCAAUCGAAAUCAGUCACUACCACAACAAAAACCACACUUCGUCAUGUUGCCAAUGGACAAUCUGAAGUGGGUAAUGUCAAGGUAACUGCACGUGGAACUGCAGAUGCCAGCGCUAUGCAGGCGGCCAAUUCAAGUACGAGCACUGUACUCCAGUCAGAUGGCGCUGUGAUAACCAGGGGCAAAUCAACGAAAGUAUCGACGGUUAAGUACGCUGUAGAAGCAAGCAGUGUACAAGAGAAGAUCAUAAGCUCCUAAUGUCUACAAAAUACCAACUGUCUUGGGCAAUAGCAAAGAGGGACCAAUACGCUCGGCUCCU